GUGGUCUAUUUCAUGGCCUAUGAAGCUGCAAUAACCGCUUUUAUUCGAAGGGACAGGAGAUACCUCUUUGACGGACAGGUGGAGAAGGACCCAGAGGAAGAUGAUCGGCUGACGGCAUCUGAGCCGAAACAAUUUGGGCCAGCACCAGACCGCGGCUGCACGGAUUUGUGGUGUUUGGCCGUGCUGCUGGCAGCAUGGCUGGCCUGGUUUGUGGUCACCAUCAUGGGGGUGACGGAUGGCAACUUGGAGAGGUUGUAUCAGCCUCGGGACUACCAGGGCGCUUAUUGCAAUCUUGAGACAAAUUGGAACGGCGGGCCGAACUUGCUUGGCUACACCAAGCAGAGCUUCACCAUGAACGUGAGCGCCGUGACGGAUGUCAUUGUGAAGCAGAUGAUGUGCUCUACUGCGGCCUCGCAGGUCCUGACACAGACAGUAUCAGGCAACUCGCCUUUGCUGGGCAAUUUGGACCAGCAGGACUACCUCUGCUCUUGUUGUCUGAUCCCCUGCGACAAGUGCUCUGGCUCGCUGCAGGUGGGUGGAGACUUGGCCAAUGUGGCGGACAUCGCCAGCGUGAUCACUGCGAAGCUCACGGAGCUAAGGGGCAAGGUCAGCCCAGACAACCUCUUCUCCCCGUCUGGUGCCAAUGGUGAGGUCUUCUCAGAGAUGUGGAGCGAGGCCAACCUCUACUUCAACGAGGUGUGCCUUACCAGCUGCAGCGCAGACUUUGCGAGCGUGAAUGGCUCUGCGACUCCCCGGGAGUACAUCUACGACAUGGUGCCCGACAGCGAUUUGAAGCUCGCCUUCGACACCAUCAAGAGCUACUCAGGCUCCCGUGCGGACGUGACCGCCAUCCGGACCGUGAUCAGCGACAGCUUCAAGUUCGAGGCCCUGCCGCUCAGCGUGUGCCCCUACAGCGCCAAGCGCUGCGUGCCCAUGCCGGGCGUGGAGUUCCAGGAGCUGACGUCGAACUACUGCACCUUCUCCAUGACGGCAGAUGUGGUGAACACCCUGGGCUCGGCCUUCAGUGCCACCUUUGAAUCUCUUGGGAUGAACGCCUUGGGGAACUCGAUGAUGGACACCGUGGGCACCUGGAUCGGGGACUUCCAAUCCUCCUUGGAUGCCUUCGUGCUGGUCUUGCUCGUCUCCUUCCUCAUCGGAUUCAUCUACAUGGUGGCCCUGAGGUUUUUGGUGGGCGUGUGCGUGUGGAUCUCGGUCUGCCUUUUCUUCGUGAUCCUGGUCCUGGGCGGGGCAAUGUCCUUCAUCUCCUCCUCGCGCUGCUCAGGGGUCGGCAUUUUUGAGACUGGGCAGCAGCUGGUGGUGGGGGCUGCGACCACGGUCUCUGUGGCAGCGCAGAAUGCGAUCGACCAGACAAUCCCCGCCAGCGAGGUGCUGUCUGGUGUGCGGGACUCCAACUACACAGGAGUCCAGCGCUACACCCAGAUGGGGUGGCUUUGUGCGGACUGGGGUGCGGCAACCAACGCGGAUCCCUCCUACAACAGCACCAACUACCCAGACUCCAACCUGGUGAAGAACUACUGUCGCAAUCCCUUCAAGGACGCGGACAGGCACAAGGCCAGGACCAUUUGGUGCUUCACGCAGGAUACGGAGGUCCGCUGGCAGGAGUGUUCGCCCAUCGGCGUGAUCAAGCCCAUUUGCGAGCACGGGUACGACAUCCAGAGCGAGGAGCUGCGAGUGGUGCUUGAGAUUGUGGCCUACAUCCUGUGGGUCCUGGCCCUUAUCUACUGCAUUGCAGUUUGCUGCCUCACUGACAGGAUCCGCUUGGCCAUCGCGGUGAACAAGGUGGCCUCGGUCUUUGUGGUGCACACCCCCCGGAUCCUGGUGCUGCCGGUGGUGCAGUCCCUGCUGGCGGGGAUUUGGACUCUGGUCUGGGGCAUCUCUGCCGCGUUCCUGCUCUCCCAGGUGCCUAGCGGCUACGUCCCCUCCGGUGCCUACCUGACCUACGCUGAGGCCUAUGGUAGCGCCACAGUGCCAGGCGCCUGCACCGACAAGUGGCCCACCGGCAGCGUGUGGAAGGACGAGGAGAACUGCCCGCUGGUGAACGGGACUGCUGCCUGCUGGAAGUGUUCUCCCCCGCGCUACUCCUUCGACUGGCGGUUCUGGGUCUCCUUCUUCAACUUCUUGUGGAACAGCGCCCUGAACAUCGCCGUGGGCCAGAACGGCGAGAAGGGGACACGGCCCGCGAUCAGAAGCUCGUUGUACAACGUCUUCCGCUUCCACAUGGGUUCACUGGCCUUUGGCGCCUUCAUCAUCGCGGUGGUCCAGCUUGUUAGGUACAUGCUAAAGUAUUACGAGAAGCAGGCAAAGGCGCAGAAGAAUCGCGUCCUGGUGAUGAUCCUGCGUGCGCUGCAGUGCCUGGUUUGGUGCUUCGAGAAGUGCUUGAAGUUUCUCAACAAGAACGCCUACAUCCAGAUCGCGCUGAUGGGCACCAACUUCUGCACCUCUGCCAGGAAGGCCUUCUUUCUGAUCAUGCGCAACGCCCUCCGCUUCGGCACCGUGGCCAUCCUCGGGAGCAUGAUCCACAUGAUCGGCAUCCUCGCGAUGACGGCGGGCACGGCCACCUGGCCGGACCUCCAUGUGGUGAUGGGCUACUUCAUCCUCUCGGGUCUGCACCCGAACAUGGCGCCGGCGGUGCCCAUCCUGACGAUCUACGUGAUGUUGGGCUACAUCGUGGCCAAGCUCUUCACCAGUAUCUUUGAGCUGGCGGUAGACACAACCCUGCAGUGCUUCCUCUGCUGCGAGGAGCUGAACAUCGCGGAGAUCGGGGACGAGGGCUUCGUGCCGUCCUCGCUGGCGCCGUGGCUGGACCAGUCCCAGGCUCCGGAGAAGGCCUCCGCGCAGAAGGUCCAGGAGGACGAGGCCGCGCUGAACAAGCAGUGAAAAGCGGUGAAGCGGAAAGGGAAUCCGCCGAUGGCCGGCUUUUGCCCCGAAGCAAAAGACAGGGGGGGGAGG
Molecule: messenger RNA, 2970 nt
Organism: Effrenium voratum
Lineage: Eukaryota; Dinophyceae; Suessiales; Symbiodiniaceae
Source: the annotation of a GenBank genome assembly